CAAUAGGCCUACAUAGAUAAAUAAUAAUAAAAUAAUAAUUGGCAGCCACAAAUGUAAGUAUCUGGAGUAACAACUCGAACUAGAACAAUUAUGUGAGCAAAGCUACUCUAUAUAAGCACUGCUAACUAGCUCUUUUGGAGUUCAGUUAGUAAAGUUAUCACAUUGGUAGCACGACUUAGAUAUGGCUUCGCAGUUCGCUUCACGUCCUUUCGCGACAUUUUUGCUGGCUUGCCUCUUGGGUGAUUUCACAUCAUCAUUUAUUCUGCCAAAUCUAUUAAGCAGUAUUCUCAGUGUAAAUUUUUCACUCAUGAGACCACCUUUCAUUUCAAUUGCUAGUAGUCGGCCAACGCCAUCUUCGCCCACAGUUUAUGUCAUUUUACCACCUAUUGACGGAGAGUCUGCGACUACGACUACGACUCAAGCUACUCCAACCAUUCCUCUAGAAACGACGACAAUCAGCGCUCCAGAAUUAUCACCUACGGUUGCUACUACGCCUGUGGUCGAGCCUCAACCUAUCAUGGCGAAUGCCCCAGAACCUCCGGGCGGUGUAAAUGGGGAGGCUGCCGAAAGCCCGCCUGCAAAUGCACCAUAAAAAACGAAUCCACUUCCUGAAGCAUAGUAGACAACAGACUUCGAUACUUAGCAGCUAACACGUGUUAUAUAUUUGGAUAUCGCAGACGUACUUAACAUUUACAAAUUAAUCUUUGGUACAUCAAAGCCACAUAAUUAAGUUAAUAAACAAUAAAUUUCCCAAAAGUAUUCAAUAUUUUUUAAUUAAUC
Molecule: messenger RNA, 780 nt
Organism: Bactrocera neohumeralis
Lineage: Eukaryota; Metazoa; Arthropoda; Insecta; Diptera; Tephritidae
Exons: 2
Coding region: 182-592 (136 amino acids)
Source: RefSeq, a predicted model, not a curated record